AUGUCGCCAGACUUGCUGACCAGACAGGACAAUGCCUGUCAAUUGACCGACUUCGAUGCCAACGCUGACUUUUACGGCUUUGGCAUUCGACUGGGAGUCUACCUUCAGUGGUUCUCAAGCUGGAUCGCGAACACACUGGACCCUGACAAUGCGAGCGAGAACCAUGAGGAGAACUCGAUCUUCGUCUUGGCAAUAGCUAUCGCACUCGUCCUGGCCUUCAAAAGCGACGAGCUGAAAGUCUCUGAGGCAUAUAUCCUGAUGUUGAUCUGUACAGGCUAUUUUGCGAUUGUGCUCUCCACAUGGGGCAUACGACUGCACCUUCUCCGACCUGGACCAGUCCAUGUUUCUCCUAUGUUCUGGCAUGGCAACAGGAUCGACAAUCGUGUUCGCAAUACUAGGUUUUCUAAGCUUCCCGGGGGUAAUACACUUAAUGCCAUGGCCAACCAUUACCUCGCUCCGCGACAGAUGCCGCUGUCUCAGGGUGGCAGCGUCAAGCCCACGGGUCUUUCCUGGGCGGGUGCUGUAUGGCGCUCACUCAUCGCUCUCUUUGUGUUGUCCCUCAAUCUCUUCCUUUGGUUCACUUACGAUCCCGAUAUCGAAGACUCCGACCCCAACUGUCGACCUACCAUCUACUUCUUCGGGAGUCAGCAUAUUACUUCCGGGCUCCGCUACUUCUUCAUCGCGGUCCUCAUCAUUUUCGGAACUAUCAUCUUGCAGCUUCUGCUUCAAAUGCUCUCGGUCGUCUACUUUCUAGUCGUCAAAUGCGUCCUGGGUCCGAUUUUCGAUGUUCUACGCCUGGGCGCUCUCAAGAAUUGGCUUCUAGAUCUGAUCCAUCGCCGCCUCCAACUAGCGAACCAUCAUGGCAUUGUGCCCACCCAAUCGAUUACCUACCUGCACGUUCGCAGCGCUCUGUUCGCCCUAUCGGCUCAGAAGCCAGCUCCCGGUCACGCUCCACACGUUCAUCCGCAUGGGCACCACGAUCAAGGAUAUCGGCAUUCUAUGGUCCUGGUCUUGGGAUGGCAUGUUUUCCUGCUCACGCUCAUGGCUUUGUUCAUCACGUUCAUCGAGAUGACAAUACAGAUCAACAACAUACAGGGUGCAUUCGUCAUUAAAUCGACUUCACAGCUCAUCCCCUUUGUGAUCGGUCUUGUGUCGAUGGUUAACACGGUUCGGCAGCUGAUGCUGGAAUGGUACGAAGAAGAUCAUCCCAACGAGGACAACACCCACUUCGUGUUGUCUGGCAGUAUGUCUGAUCUGUCUCUGCUGGGAAUGAGUGUUGAUGAUGCCCUCCGCGGACAGCUACGGGCGGGGGUUAUGGAGAUCGGCGGUAUCAACGCCGCAGGCUUGGCGCUGCAGGUACCACGCGACGCCGGAGCAGAGUUCACCGAAGCUGCGGUCCUCCGACAACAAUUUCUCAACAGUAUUCUGAGCACCGAGUGA
Molecule: messenger RNA, 1440 nt
Organism: Cyphellophora attinorum
Lineage: Eukaryota; Fungi; Ascomycota; Eurotiomycetes; Chaetothyriales; Cyphellophoraceae
Exons: 2
Coding region: 1-1440 (479 amino acids)
Source: RefSeq, a predicted model, not a curated record